Rhincodon typus (whale shark) is the source of this 3339-nucleotide messenger RNA. It is a transcript of the gene kcnh8, whose product is annotated as potassium voltage-gated channel, subfamily H (eag-related), member 8. Gene Ontology annotation, molecular function: voltage-gated potassium channel activity. Gene Ontology annotation, cellular component: membrane. Gene Ontology annotation, biological process: potassium ion transmembrane transport; regulation of membrane potential. Bases 1 to 3339 code for a protein of 1112 amino acids. The record is from RefSeq and is a predicted model, not a curated record. Lineage: Eukaryota; Metazoa; Chordata; Chondrichthyes; Orectolobiformes; Rhincodontidae. The transcript is spliced from 16 exons.
AUGCCUGUUAUGAAAGGAUUAUUAGCGCCACAAAACACUUUCUUGGAUACCAUAGCAACGCGCUUUGAUGGGACACACAGUAACUUUAUUCUUGCAAACGCACAGGUGGCAAAGGGAUUCCCUAUAGUGUAUUGCUCAGAUGGCUUCUGUGAACUCACUGGGUUUGCUCGCACUGAAGUCAUGCAGAAGAGCUGUAGCUGUAAGUUUUUAUAUGGUGCUGAGACAAAUGAACAGGUGACACUUCAAAUCGAGAAAGGUUUGGACGAAAAGACAGAAUUUAAAGGAGAUAUCAUGUUUUACAGGAAAAAUGGUAAUUCUUUCUGGUGCCUACUUGAUGUUGUGCCAAUUAAAAAUGAAAAAGGAGACGUAGUUCUUUUUUUGGCAUCCUUCAAAGACAUCACUGUCACCAAAGUGAAGAUUGCCCAGGAAGAUAAAAAGGAAGAAAAAUACAAAGGAAGAGGGAAAGCAGGAACACACUUCAGUUCAGCUCGUCGACGAAGUCGAGCCGUCCUUUAUCACAUCUCUGGUCACCUACAAAAGCAAGAGAAAAGCAAGCUGAAGAUUAAUAAUAAUGUGUUUAGGAACCAACCAGCACUACCAGAAUACAAGGUUGCAGAUGCAAAAAAGUCAAAAUUCAUCCUUUUGCAUUACAGCACUUUUAAAGCAUUAUGGGACUGGCUAAUAUUAUUGGCAACGUUUUAUGUUGCUGUGACUGUACCAUAUAAUGUUUGUUUUAUUGGAAUCGAUGAAAACUUGCCUUCAGCAAGAAGCACAACAGUUAGUGACAUUUCAGUGGAAAUUCUGUUCAUCAUAGAUAUUAUUCUGAAUUUUCGAACGACAUAUGUCAGCAAGUCUGGACAAGUUAUUUUUGAAGCUCGUUCUAUUUGUAUUCAUUAUGUAACAACAUGGUUUAUCAUCGAUUUGGUAGCUGCGCUCCCUUUUGAUCUUCUCUAUGCUUUUAAUGUUAAUGUGGUCUCAAUUGUUCACCUUCUAAAAACAGUGCGCCUCUUACGUCUGUUGCGACUCUUGCAAAAGCUGGAUCGAUAUUCUCAGCACAGCACUAUCGUCCUAACCCUGUUGAUGUCCAUGUUUGCAUUGUUGGCUCACUGGAUGGCAUGCAUCUGGUAUGUUAUUGGCAAAAUUGAAAUGGAAGGGAAUGAUCCACUUACAUGGGACAUUGGCUGGCUGCAUGAAUUGGGAAAACGCCUUGAAACUCCAUAUUAUGACAAUAACACACUGGGAGGUCCUGGAAUCAGAAGUGCCUACAUUGCUGCUCUCUACUUCACGCUCAGCAGCCUGACCAGUGUCGGAUUUGGAAAUGUUUCUGCCAAUACCGAGGCAGAGAAGAUCUUUUCCAUCUGCACAAUGCUGAUAGGAGCAUUGAUGCAUGCAUUGGUAUUUGGGAAUGUAACUGCAAUCAUUCAGCGCAUGUACUCCAGGUGGUCUCUGUAUCACCACAGAAUCAAAGAUCUAAAAGAUUUCAUUCGAGUCCAUCAUCUGCCAAAGCAGCUCAAACAGCGAAUGCUUGAGUACUUCCAGACAACGUGGUCGGUCAACAAUGGAAUUGAUGCUAAUGAGCUUUUAAAGGAUUUUCCAGAUGAGCUGAGGGCAGACAUCACUAUGCACUUGAACAAGGAAAUUCUACAACUUUCUCUGUUUGCCUCUGCCAGCCGUGGCUGCCUUAGGUCUCUCUCUCUACACAUCAAAACCUCUUUCUGUGCUCCAGGCGAAUACCUCCUUCGACAGGGAGAUGCAUUGCAGGCCAUCUAUUUCGUCUGCUCAGGCUCCAUGGAAGUUCUUAAAGGUACCAUGGUGCUGGCCAUACUUGGUAAAGGUGACCUAAUUGGUGCAAAUCUUGCAAAUAAAGACCAAGUUAUCAAAACCAACUCAGAUGUUAAAGCUCUAACCUACUGCGACCUGCAAUGUAUCAAUCUGAAAGGUCUCUAUGAGGUGCUGGAGCUCUAUCCAGAAUAUUCUCAUAAAUUCAAGGAGGACAUUCAUCAUAAUCUCACUUAUAACCUCAGAGAGGGUCAUGAAAGUGAUGGUAUUUCAAGACUGUCCAACAAAUCGUAUACAAUGUCCCAGUCAGGUUCCAAUGGAAAUGGGAACCUAAGCCAGAAACUCACAUCUAUUGUAGAAGAUGAAGAGGAUGUGCAAGAAAUGGAUGAGACUACACCAUUAUCACAUGUUUCUACCAACGCUACGUACUACAAUCAAUCCUUGAAUUUUAACAAAACAACAAAUACCAGCAAUUUCCUAGCAGCUAACCAACAGCUCCUCUCAGGCCACAUAGACUUCCGGUCUCCCAUCAGGGGCUGCGGCGUCAUGAUCAGAAGCAGGCAAGAUCAUGAAUCUGUAAAUAUAAGGAGCAAGAAAAACAAAACCUUAAAACUGCAUCUCACUGCACUAAACUCGUAUGCUCCUCCUGAUCUCAGUCCAAGAAUUGUUGACGGCAUUGAAGACGAGAAAAGUUCAAUAGGAAACCAGAGAUUUGAGUUCUGCACUGAAAAUACAGGACAAGAAUCAUUCAAACUUAAACAUGCAAAAGACUUUGAUCAAGUUACACCUGCCAUGCUGGCUGCUAAAGCUGAAGAGACAAAGCAGCAAAUCAAAAAGCUGAAUGAUGAGAUGGGUAAUCUAACUCAAGAAGUGUCUCAAUUGGGCAAAGACCUACACAAUGUAGUGCAUCUUUUGGAAAGCCUUUUGACAGCACAGAAAAAUACACCUUUCUGGCCUGUUCAUGGUGCUCACAUGGCCCCAACAGUGGACAACUUGAAAGCAAGAAUGGCUUGGACAUCACAUCAGCCUUGUUUUCACAUGCAGCGUGGGACAGCCUCUUGCGCUGCCACAAACCCAUCACAAAACUCAACAGUGGCAGCAGACAUGUGGUCUUUGGAUUCAGGAAUCAAAUACAGUAACCCUCAAGGACCAGGAAUAAUUUCACAACAACCGAAGGAAAGUGAUCAUUACCACAUUCUGUCUACACCAGUCCAUUCUGAGCAUUGCCAGUCACCCCAAGGUGAUUGCUUACCGCGUGUUCGACGUAUGUCUCCGCAUUCUGACACCACGUUAACCCCUCUUCAAUCCAUGUCAGUGACCCUUUCAUCUUCGACAUGUUCAUCGCCUGAGAGAUCAAACCCACUAGCAUUCCCUUGCAAAUCUAAAGAGAGUAGCAGCUCCAACCUGGGCCCAAUCAGCUCAUCAGACCUCGGAAAUUCUCCAGAUUCCUGGGAACUUGAGGGGAUGUCAGGUAUCUCUUUAUCAAACAUGGCAGCUUCACCUAUGAAAGUUAUGACAGGUACUGACAAAUUUAAGAAUGACAGUGCCAUUAAUUUGUAA